AUGAUUUAAAUACUUUUUGCUACUCAGACAGGAAAUUCUGAAUUCUAUGCUGAAGAAGUAGGUAGACAUAUAUCGAAAGCAAUUGUUUCUUCAAUUGAAGACUUCGAUUUCUUAACACUUCCUGAAUAGAAGAGAGUGAUUUUCAUUAUAUCAACAACAGGAGAUGGAGAUAUGACUAAUGAUAUGAUCAAAUUUUGGUAGUUUCUUUUAAUUAAAGAUUUACCAAAAGAAUCUCUAAUCAAACUUGAAUUCACUGUUUUUGGACUUGGAGAUUCUUCAUAUCCAAAAUUCAAUUACGCAGCUAGAAAAUUAAGAAGUCGACUCUUAUAAUUAUCUGCAAAAGAAUUUGUACCCAGUUCAUUUGGUGAUGAAUAACAUCCUUGUGGUAUUGAUACAGAAUUUGUUAUUUGGUUUGAGAAUCUAUUAAAGAAAUGUGACACUCAGAACACUAUUUCAUAAUAUAUAAAAAUUGAAUAAGAUGAUAUUAAUGGAUAGUAAAAUAAUGUUGAUUAGUUUGACUUUAAGUUUAUUAAUAAAAAAAGGUUGAGUGCUGAGUAGCAUAGUAAGGAAACCUAUUAAUUUAAUUUUAAAUGUAAUAAAUUAUAUGAAUGUGGUGAUAUUUUAUGUAUAAAACCAAGAAAUUAGAAUAAAUUGGUUUAAUAAUUUUUAGAAUUACUUAAAUUAAAUGGAAAUAAAUGGAUUAAAUUAGAAGAACUGAAAUAAAAUUAAAAAUCAAAGAAGAUUCCAAAAAUUAUAUCUAUUCAUUAAUUAUUUUCUGAAUUGUAUAAAAUUGAUUUAAUAAUUUUAGUUUGGAUAUCACAUCACCACCUAAUAGAUAUUUUAUCAAAUUAAUGAGCCAAUUUGCAGAAAAAGACAUUCAUAAAUAAAAAUUAAGUGAAAUGUGUGCUUAAACACCUGAAGGUUUAGAAGAAUAUUAUAGUUAUGUUUAUAGAGAAAAGAGAAAUGUUUAUGAAGUUUUAUAUGAUUUCUAACCAUGUGUUAUUCCAUUAGAAUUAUUAAUAGAUUCUUUAAAAUUAAUUAGAGAGAGAUAAUAUUCAAUAAGUUCUGCUUAUAAUGGUGAAUAAAUAAGUAUAACAGUUGCAUUAGUAUCAUAUACAACAGGUAAAAAUAGACAAAUCAAAGGAUUUUGCUCAAAUUAUCUUGAAAAUUUGUAAUUUGAUGAAUAUAUAGAGGGUAAAAUAAUAAAAGGAACUAUUGGAUUUCCAAAACAAUUAGAAAUUCCAGUAAUAAUGGUUGGUCCAGGAACUGGAGUGGCUCCAUUUAUUGGAUUUAUUGAAUAGAGAAUAAAAUAAGGAGCAAAAAAUAAAGAGAAAACAAUUUUAUUUUUUGGAUCUUGUUAUGAAUAAAAGGAAUUUUAUUAUAAAGAAUUCUUAUAAGAAUCUCCAAUUACUUUAUUUACAGCAUUUAGUAGAGAUCAAUAAAGAAAAAUAUAUGUAUAACAUAGAAUAUUGGAAAGUAGAGAUUUAAUUAAUAAAAUUGUUAAAGAAAAUGUUUAGAAUGUGAUGUAUAUUUAUAUAUUAUGAAUUUAGGAUUAUUGUAACUGGAACAUCAAAAAAAAUGCCAAAUUAAGUUGAGUCAGUUUUUAAAGAAUGUUUAGGUGAAUAAAUGGUUUAGGAUUUAAAAAAGAGAAAACAAUAUUUAGUUGAGUGUUGGUGA
This is a messenger RNA of Paramecium primaurelia, 1677 nucleotides long. The record is from the annotation of a GenBank genome assembly. Lineage: Eukaryota; Ciliophora; Oligohymenophorea; Peniculida; Parameciidae.